This is a messenger RNA of Serendipita indica DSM 11827, 1596 nucleotides long. NCBI's taxonomy places the organism in Eukaryota, Fungi, Basidiomycota, Agaricomycetes, Sebacinales, Serendipitaceae. The record is from the annotation of a GenBank genome assembly.
AUGGUACUGGCGGCUUCACCUUUCCAAGUUACCUUUCAUCGUGCAUUCGACAUGACAAGAGACUUGGACGAAGCCCUUGAGGCUCUUCGGGCCAUUCGUGGAGUGAAUCGCGUCUUAACCAGUGGAGGAGCUCCAUCUGCCCCGGACGCUGUCGAAACCAUUGCCCACCUCAUGGGGACCACCGGCGAUAGCAUUUCUAUUAUGCCAGGCUCUGGUAUCAAUCAACACACUGUAGGAAACCUAGUAUCAUCCCUUCCUAGGGGUAGUGUGAGAGAGGUGCAUCUGAGCGGUGGAGAGUGGAAACCCGGGCAAGCAAUCUGGCGAAAGAUUGGGAUGGGUAUGGGAGCACCAACGGAUCACGAAUGGGACAUUUGGAGAACGUCUGCAAAUAAAAUUAGAGCACUUGUUCUCGACCACGAUGUUCGGACGCGUAGCAUUACGCGGGACACAUUCAUGUAUCCACGGAACCAAUAUGAAGGUUUCGCAAUGUUAGUAAAGCCCAUCACCUGGUUCCAUACGAUGCUCAGUGCCUUUACAGCGGUUGCGCGACUACGUCCCAUGUCGACAAAAAGACUGCAGGACGCAGUUAAAUACCUUGAAGCGACGGAUCUCAUUGAAACAGGGCGGAUCAGACACCCGCAUCUGAAUCCCGAAGCGUUUUCUGAAAGGUUGCGCGGACGAGAACCUGAGCUGGAAGCCUUUGGUGCGCCAGAAGAGAGUCGCGAAGAACUUGUAUCACGCCAAACUCGGUUCAGAAGGCCUACUAAGCAAUCGAAACAAUGGAGUGCUGAGUCGCGGCGGCAGUGGAUCGAGCAAACGCCAAAAACCGCGCCGGAGUUGCGGGAUGUAGCAGCAGAGGAGGAGGCAUUCCUAGCAGAUGCUGCAUCUUUUCAUUCGCGAUCCACCAGGCGUAUGCGAAAGCCGGCCAAGGAUAUCGAAGGAGCCGAAGCAGUCGCUGAGGCUCGCCCGCGGAAAUUCAGGACUCCGAGGCCAGCUCAAGUCAACGCUGGUAAUCUUUCAGACCCUGUCGCUCUGGCAGCCAAAGCACAGUCGGCCAACCAAGCAGUCCAACGGAGCGGUGGACGCAGGCGGCGUCGUCGCCAAGGCGUCAACCUAUUUGGUGAAAAUGAAGGAAAGGACGACAAAGAAAGCUUGAUGCAGGGCGAGGAAGAUCUCGGAGAUCUUGAUCCCGACACCAUUCGGAUGUUCCGGCAAAUGAACGCCUGGCGAAACCCUGUGGUUGCAGAGGAAGAGGGCAAGCCGGCACUCUUCCAUCAUGUUAAGACUGGAUACGAUCUUUAUGCCGAAGCUCGAACGGAAUUUCGCCUCAACGAUCAUACAACAACGGUAACGGUCAAUUCGCCGACUGCACCACUGUCCAACAGCAUCGGAGGGCCAGAGGGAGAGUACAAAUUCUUCUUACCGGAACAUAUCCAAGGACUGGCUGGCCAAGAUUCGUCAUCCUUGCCGCCAGAGGAUAUUGUGAGGCUCGCGCUUGUGCAAUCAGCCGACUUAUCGCCCAUGCACAAGGAGGCUCUCGCCGCUACGGUUCGAGAGUUCAUCACAAAGACUACAACGAACAAGGCGAGGGCUUGA